UGUGGCUGGAGAGUUCGUAACGGAAAGUUGAUAUUGUUUUCGCGAAAAAUAUACUUCAUGUGGCGCCGAUGGCACGGCAAUCAGUUGCAAACUGAACUCAGACGCGGUGAUACACGCAUUUUUGGUCACAUUGUCACGGAAGUGCCUCACUAAUUCAAUUUAAAUAUCACUUUUGAGUAACUCCUGAACACCCUUUGAAUUUCCUUCAGUGGGACGCCUUCAAAUUCCUUAAUCUUUAGCAAAUAGUGUAAAGAAACCAGGAGUGAAACGCUGUGAGAAAUUGAACUGUGGCGGUUUUUUUUUGCCUUAAUCAACUGGUUGAAGUGAAAGAAGUGCACCGUGAUAUUGGAAAAAAGAGUGAAAUUGAUCAAAUGACUUGAAAACAUCUGCACAAGAGUUGAGAGUUGUUUUCACAAGGCAUCUUAGUACAGCUGUCCCAGGAAUUAAACUCUGAAAAAACGACAGAUCUUUACACAGACUUCAUCGAAAUGCUGCAAGUUCAGGUUUUAACUUAUAACGACUGUGCGCAUACCUUCGAAACGUCAACAACGAAGAGGCGGUAUUCCAUUGAACCACUGUGUAAGUUGGACUGAAAGUGAGAAAUUGCUAGGACACAUUAAUGUGGAUGUAAAGUGACUUUUGCACCUGCAGCCAAAGUGCUGGCCACACUUGAAGAACUGCUUGGAGUGCAAAUGGUGCAUCUGAUAAGCGCAACCUCAAUAUCACUGCUUCUGAAUUGAUCGGUGGCAAGGCAGGUGGAAACGUCAGGGUCGACUCAUUCUUCCAUGUGACUUAAGACCGUACGAAGAUCUCUAAAGGAAUCAUGUUGGAUCGUGAGCCUGUACAAAUUGACAAUGACAAGUGUCGAAGGGAGCGUGAGGUGCGCCUGUCCGGGUCACGAAUUGAUCUCGCCGCCCUUUGCGGUGGCCCCAGAAGUGGACGGAAUGGCACAAUGGACGCCUUGGGGAAUGCCCUGCCGCCUCUCAGUCCGCAGAGCAACAACAACCCUUCACCCACGGAUCACUUGGAGCCAAAAUCUAUUCCAAUGACACCCUCAGAGGUGCUGGAAUUGUACAAUAGCCGAUUGACAGAGUAUGAACGACAGGAAGUGGAGAAAUAUCCGGAAAUUUGGUAUCUCGGACUGGAUGCAUGUAAAAUCAAUGCGAAACCAGGAACUGCACUGAAUUGCGGAUACGAUUACGAUAAUGGAAGUUACAAUAAGGUGGUGCACGAUCACAUUUGCUAUCGCUACGAGAUCCUGGAGGUGAUCGGAAAGGGGAGCUUUGGUCAGGUGAUUCGUGCGCUAGACCACAAAACCAAUCAGCACGUAGCCAUCAAGAUAAUAAGGAACAAGAAGAGAUUUCAUCAUCAAGCGCUGGUGGAAGUGAAGAUUCUCGAUGAAUUGCGCAAGAAAGACAAGGACGGAUCUCACAAUGUUAUUCACAUGCUGGACUACUUCUAUUUUCGAAAUCACCUCUGUAUCAGCUUUGAAUUGAUGAGCCUGAAUUUGUAUGAAUUAAUAAAGAAGAACAAUUAUCAAGGAUUCAGUUUGAGCUUGAUAAGGCGGUUCUGCAACUCAAUUAUCAAGUGCCUGAGGCUGCUGUACCAGGAGAAUAUAAUUCAUUGUGACUUGAAGCCGGAGAAUGUAUUACUAAAGCAACGAGGAAGCAGCUCAAUCAAGGUGAUUGACUUUGGAAGCUCAUGCUAUGCACAUCGAAAGGUUUACACGUACAUUCAGUCGCGCUUCUACAGAUCACCUGAAGUUAUUCUAGGCUUGCCGUAUGGCACACCGAUUGAUAUGUGGAGUCUGGGCUGUAUCCUGGCUGAACUAUACACGGGUUAUCCGCUAUUCCCUGGCGAGAAUGAAGCUGAGCAGCUGGCAUGUAUUAUGGAGGUUUUGGGAGUUCCUCCGGAGGAUUUGAUUAAUCAGGCCACGCGAAAGCGUCUCUUCUUCGACUCGCGUGGAAGUCCAAGGAGUGUUAUUAAUUCCAAGGGAAGGAAGAGGAAGCCCGGCUCAAAGACUCUGGCUUCUGCCCUUCGGUGUAGUGACAGUUUGUUCAUUGAUUUUGUCAGUCGAUGUCUUGAGUGGGAUUUCACCAAGAGGAUGACUCCUGAGGAGGCGGCCAGGCACGAGUGGUUGCAGCCCAGUGGAUCGUCCUCGUACAAUCACUCCAAGGCCAUGAAUCGCGAACAGCACUCGCAAGACACGGACACCAGCGUGAGUGACAACCAGCCGACCGCUGUGGUGACGCAAACCUUCCAGCAGCCGAAGUACCAGAGGACUCUUCCGCAGACGCCCAACACGACUCUGCCGGAGAUCAAGACGUCGUCCACAAGAAAUGUGCCCAAGACACUGCGGGAGAGGUCUAAAGGGCUCACGUCGUCCACAAGUGAUCUCGACAGUGCAACUGCGGCCACCCAGGCGCACGGUCAGUAUUCUCUACAUCGGCUGUAUCACGCCCGCAAGUCCACCACGAAUGCCACGCAGGGCAGUGCCAAGUACAAUGGUGGGAUGUCCCACUCUCAGAGCACGGGUGACGUUACAGCAAUGUUCGGGCGUGCCUGACCAGGCUACGGGCCGAGCCUGGCCAAGACUAAGAUUGACAGUGGGCGCAAGCUAGUCAGCAUCAUGGACAAUCGCGAGGAGUGGUAAUAGUGAUAGGCGAGAUAAUUACCAAACAUGAAAGAUACUGAUCAAAAUAGGUAGACGUAGAGUAUUUGCAAGGAAGGUAGUUAAUUGAAAAUAUUAUGCAUAUGAUUAGAUGUAUGGAGAGUGACGUUUUGAGAAGCUAGAAAAGCAAUUAAUUGGCUUAAUCAGACCGUCACAGUGUAAAUACCGAGUGUACAUAAUACUUGAUGUAUUCCUCAAGACUGGUGUUCUUUCUCCGAGACCCUCAUGCAACAGACAUACAUACAAAGAAAUUAUUUCGUGUAAUAAAUAAUACAGAAGUAGAAAAAAUUGACUAAAACUCCUUAGAUAAAGAAAUAUUACGUUAUAUUUAAUGUGUCUUGUAACAAUGUAUUCAAAUUGCAUGGCGCAACUUUGUCAUUAAGAGGACAAAAGCAUCAGAUUUCAAUAAGUAGAAAUGACAAUGAAAGUAGAAUGUUGCGAGUGGAAUAAAUUCUAAUAAGAGCCACAGAAGGAUUUGCAGGAAUUGCUUUCUCAGAGACUUGUUAUCAUUGUAAUAAUGAGAAUUUUCUGUGGUGCUACUCGAGAUCCAUGAGUUGGACAAGUAAUUUUUGUAUACUCUAGUGACAAAAGGAAAACAAAUGUUCAGGAACUUGUAGAAGUAUAUAAACAAAUCAUGUAGUAUAUCAAUUUUUUGGCAGAAAGUUAAAACUAUUCAAUGCUAUCAAACUGUGAUAUUUAAGGAAAACCUCUCGGAUAAACAUCUCUUAUUGGUAGUCAACUUUAGGAUCCCUAUUUUUUAUUUAUCUUUCUAUGUUUAAUUUCCUUCUCCACACUUUGUGUUCACUUCUCUUGUUCAUCUCUUCACAAAUUUUUCAACACGCAAAUUAACGCGCAUAAUUAACAUUAAAGUGUACAGAAGAGCAGGGCAGUUUAGUGCAAUUUCCUCUUGAUUAUAACCUGCUUUUUUUCUCCAAUAACUUUAUUGAGGUAGAACGUUCAAACAAUGAUCAUAUCUCUAUCUUCUCGGUUCAGAAAGAGACGCUAAAAUGUUCUUUUUUAUCUUAUUGAAAAGAUACUAUUUGAAGAACAGUUUCCAUUACUCUUUUUGGAAGUCUUAUAAGACUAAGACAUCCAGUGGAAAUUUUCAGUAUGACCAAUGAAAUCCCUUCACGAAAAAACUUGUAAUGAAAUUUCUAUAGAAUUACCUACAGUAUAAUGGAAUUUUAUUGAGAAAAGUCCACCCGCUUGAAAAUCAUUCUUUAUGGGGUAUGAAAAAUUUGUCACAGUUUCAAUAUAUAGAUAUAGCUGAAAGUCGUCAUUGCUGUUGUUUGCGAUACAUUUUAAAAUAUAAUCUUCUCGAAACGCCAAUAUUGUAUUCAGUUUCAUUGGACUAUGUAAAUUCCAUUAAAAUGUAUUCAAAUAUAUUUCAUUUAAAUGGCUAAAAAUGGAAGAGAUACAUAGAACCAAAAAAAUGAUAUUAAUUCUUAAAACUACAUAUAUAACAUAGAAAUUAAUCUCUAAAUGUAUAAAAGAACUUUUUCAUUUUCUGAAAUAAUAAAAAGAAAAAUUGUAUUAUUGAUAUUAAAGUAUCAUACAGUAAAUAAUUUUACACGUAAUGAAAUAUUUAUUAUUUAUUGAAAUUAAAACAAUUGAAAUUGCUGGAAGAAAGUUUUCUGAACUAAUCUUGUCUUCAAUUAAUGUCACAUUUCAAUAUAUUGGUUCCCUGUUCAACGAAGACCGUAUGAAAAAUAACCGAUACAAGUUCUCUAAUUAUAUAAAUUGUAUGUAUGUGUCCUGUGCAAAAAACUGAUUUAAAUAUAUAGUUAAAUGAAAAGAAAAAUGUAGAAAUUGUGGUUGAAAAUGAAUUUUCAUCGCAUGUAGAAUUGCAUAUAACAUUAUAUAUUGUAGAUAACGUAGUGAAAACCAAUAUUUCCAUAAAAAAAAAUUGAAGACCAUUAUUAUACCAAUUUAUUGACAACUCCUAAUAAUAAACAUAUACAUAACAUCAGAAAAAGUUUGAUGAGAAUUAAAAUUGAAGCAUGUACCCAAAGUGGAUGAAUAUAAUCUUUGCUGAAAAGAAAGUAAAAUGUAAUAAAAAGAGUUUUAGAAUGAUUUAA
This is a messenger RNA of Phlebotomus argentipes, 4749 nucleotides long. It is a transcript of the gene Dyrk2, whose product is annotated as dual specificity tyrosine-phosphorylation-regulated kinase 2. The coding region runs from base 824 to 2566 and encodes 580 amino acids. The transcript has 12 exons. Gene Ontology annotation, molecular function: protein serine/threonine/tyrosine kinase activity; ATP binding; protein serine/threonine kinase activity. Gene Ontology annotation, biological process: peptidyl-serine phosphorylation; peptidyl-threonine phosphorylation. NCBI's taxonomy places the organism in Eukaryota, Metazoa, Arthropoda, Insecta, Diptera, Psychodidae. The record is from RefSeq and is a predicted model, not a curated record. Gene Ontology annotation, cellular component: nucleus.